Molecule: messenger RNA, 666 nt
Organism: Coccinella septempunctata (seven-spotted ladybird)
Lineage: Eukaryota; Metazoa; Arthropoda; Insecta; Coleoptera; Coccinellidae
Exons: 1
Coding region: 1-666 (221 amino acids)
Source: RefSeq, a predicted model, not a curated record
AUGGAUUAUCUCUUGGACUGCAUCCUCCCUAGCAUCCCCUUUACAAUACCCUUCAUCAAGAAAUACGUGGAUGAUCUAUUUUGUUCAGUACCGAGGGAUAAAACUGCCUACAUUUUGGAAAGAUUCAACCAACAACACCAACACAUCAAGUUUACACUCGAGGAAGAGUUCGAAAUGGGUGUCCCCUUUUUGGACACGAGGGUCAUCAGGAACACUGAUGGAGACUUGCGGCUGGACUGGUACAGGAAACCAACCCAUUCAGGAAGGUACUUACAUUACUAUUUCAAUCACCCACACAGACAAAAAAUUAAUAUGAUUUUGGGCCUAAAGAGCCGCAUUCAAAGAAUAUCCCACCAAGCAUUCCAUCAAAAGAAUCUGAAAUUACUUUUCAAUUUGAUGUUAAAUAACGGCUACCCUAAGGGCCUACUGACGAGAUUGUUAUACAACUCCGCUCCCCCAGGACAGCCACUGGGUGGAGACGGCGCAUCCACCAAUAGAGGAGAAGUUAGUUCAACCAGAUACUCCACGAUUCCCCUAAUCAAGGACGUAACCAAUCCACUCAUAAAAAUAUUAAAACACGACUCAGUUAAGAUAGUACCUAAGAAUAUUUUCAAGAUCGAUAGACUGUACAGCCACCUAAAAGACAAAAUUGAAGUCAAUAAAUGA